CGGGAGCGCAACUUAUAGCCCGGUGCGCGGUGGCCCGGGCGCAGUCUGCUCCCGCAGCCUCUGAGCGAGUGCUACGGCGGAGGCGCUGCAGAGACCCAGAGCAGACGCCAGGCGGCCGCCGGCUCUCACACCGCAGCCUCGAUCCCUCCCCCCCAGCUCGCAGCCCGCCUUCCUCCGCGGCGCGGCCGCCGCAGGCUCACUCUCCCCUGGCUAGGCGAGCGCCGGCAGACUCUCGGCCCGGCCGGGGCGCCAGGUCCGCAGCUGCAGAUCCGGAGGCCGAGGCGAGCUGCCUGCCAGAGCCGAUCCGGGAGCCACUACCCCCGGCGCUACCGCCUCUCCUCCCGGCACUCCUUUCUCCCGGCUGAUCGCCGCCUCUUCCUGGGACUGAGACGCCCUCCGUCGGCUCCCUGCGGGUGACCGAGGCAAGAACCCCAGCCGGUUGUGUGCGGAGGCCAGUCGCCUACUGCUGCGCUGAAGCAAAAUGUCAGUCAGUGUGCACGAGAACCGCAAGUCCAGGGCCAGCAGUGGCUCCAUCAAUAUCUACCUGUUCCAUAAAUCUUCCUAUGCGGACAGUGUCCUCACUCACUUGAACCUUCUGCGCCAGCAGCGGCUCUUCACAGAUGUCCUUCUCCAUGCGGGGAACAGGACCUUCCCUUGCCACCGGGCGGUGCUGGCUGCCUGCAGCCGCUACUUUGAAGCCAUGUUCAGUGGUGGUCUGAAAGAGAGCCAGGACAGCGAAGUCAACUUCGACAACUCCAUCCACCCAGAAGUCUUAGAGCUGCUUCUCGACUACGCGUACUCGUCCAGGGUCAUCAUCAAUGAAGAAAAUGCUGAGUCGCUCCUGGAAGCCGGCGACAUGCUGGAGUUUCAGGACAUCAGAGACGCGUGUGCGGAGUUUCUGGAAAAGAACCUGCAUCCCACCAACUGCCUGGGCAUGCUGCUGCUGUCCGACGCCCACCAGUGCACCAAGCUGUAUGAACUCUCCUGGAGAAUGUGUCUCAGCAACUUCCAAACCAUCCGGAAGAACGAAGAUUUCCUCCAGCUGCCCCAGGACAUGGUCGUGCAGCUCCUGUCCAGUGAAGAGCUGGAGACAGAAGAUGAAAGGCUCGUCUAUGAGUCGGCCAUGAACUGGAUUAGCUAUGACCUGAAGAAGCGCUACUGUUACCUCCCAGAGCUGUUGCAGACCGUGAGGCUGGCCCUCCUUCCUGCCAUCUAUCUCAUGGAGAACGUGGCGAUGGAAGAACUCAUCACCAAGCAGAGGAAGAGUAAGGAGAUUGUGGAGGAGGCCAUUCGGUGCAAACUGAAAAUCUUGCAGAACGAUGGCGUGGUGACCAGCCUCUGUGCCCGCCCUCGGAAAACCGGCCAUGCCCUCUUCCUCCUGGGAGGACAGACUUUCAUGUGUGACAAACUGUACUUGGUAGACCAGAAGGCUAAAGAAAUCAUUCCCAAGGCUGACAUUCCCAGCCCCAGGAAAGAGUUCAGUGCGUGUGCAAUUGGCUGCAAAGUGUACAUUACUGGGGGGCGGGGCUCUGAAAAUGGAGUCUCAAAAGAUGUCUGGGUUUAUGAUACCCUACAUGAGGAGUGGUCCAAGGCUGCCCCCAUGCUGGUGGCCAGGUUCGGUCAUGGAUCUGCUGAACUGAAGCAUUGCCUGUAUGUGGUCGGUGGGCAUACAGCAGCAACGGGCUGCCUCCCAGCCUCCCCCUCAGUCUCUCUAAAGCAAGUAGAACAUUAUGACCCCACGACCAACAAGUGGACCAUGGUCGCCCCACUCCGAGAAGGCGUCAGCAAUGCUGCUGUAGUGAGUGCCAAACUCAAGCUGUUUGCUUUCGGGGGUACCAGUGUAAGCCAUGACAAGCUUCCCAAAGUUCAGUGUUACGAUCAGUGUGAGAACAGGUGGACAGUACCGGCCACCUGUCCCCAGCCCUGGCGCUACACAGCAGCAGCUGUGCUGGGGAACCAGAUUUUUAUUAUGGGUGGAGAUACAGAGUUCUCUGCCUGCUCUGCUUACAAAUUCAACAGUGAGACUUACCAGUGGACCAAGGUGGGAGACGUGACGGCCAAGCGCAUGAGCUGCCACGCUGUGGCCUCCGGGAACAAGCUUUAUGUCGUCGGAGGGUACUUCGGCAUUCAGCGCUGCAAGACUUUGGACUGUUACGAUCCGACUUUAGAUGUGUGGAACAGCAUAACCACGGUCCCGUACUCACUGAUUCCUACUGCGUUUGUCAGCACCUGGAAACAUCUGCCUUCUUAAUGCAGAACAUCCUAAAGAAAGCACGCAUGAGCUCACCCCGACACACGGUGAGACGAUGUGAGGUUUCUGCUGUGGAGAAGCCAAGUUUAAUGAAGAGAAAGAAACCCAGGAGAAGUUGCUACAAGACUCCUCAAAUACCAUCGGCUGCACCUUGUGAACACUCUUUUAAGUGGACAUGAAGGAAGGGGUGGGGGAGGGGGGUGGGAUUUUUCCAAUGCCAGUAGCACAUGGUUUAAAUAUGAAUGACAGAGCUUGUGAUCUAGUCCUUGUCUGGUAAUUGUGGAUUAAUGUCAGCGUUAAUCAGCCCCUCAGAGGGAGAGAAAAGCUGGCCUUUUCCCUUGCUGUAGCUCAUUCAGCGUUUGAUUUCCAUGGCUCCACCGUUUAUAUGCAGGAUUUGAAAUGGUUGUCAGCUUCCUCCGAGGACUGAGCUUGAAGCCUCCAUGGCCAGCUGCUGUUGGAGACGCAAAGCCAAGCGUGGGUCAGGAGGGAAGCUGGCCUGGCCGACGGAAGAAUGGGCACCCCAGGACUCUCCACUCAUCUCAAAGGGGUUGCGGUCCCCCGGGAACGCCUCUGAACAAUGGGGACAUUGUUGGUAGCCGAUUGGUAGAUGCUCUUUGCUAUUUAUAAGUGACUUUAAACCUUCUCUUGGCUGUUAAGAAAUGUGUUCUAGAUUUAGCUAUUUAUUGUUUGCGGCCUGCAUGCUGAAACAGUGCUUACGUUGUCUUCACGUGUAUGGGCGUGUGUGGAUGGUCGUAUGUUUUGCACAUUUUGUAGCUGUUGACGUGCUUUGCUGCACAAAAAGAAAAAAAAUGAAAACUUUGGGGCUAUAAUUUGGAGGAUAAGUAGAGGGUGGGUGGGGGAGGGGUGCAUUUUUGAAAUGUCGGGACGGAGACAGAUUCCAAGAUGGAAACUUAAAUUACAUCCCAGAAGCAGAGAAACCACAAAGUCACCGUAACUAGACCACCCUUUACUGAGGUUCAUGGUCACACUGAUGGCGGGUCUCCUAAGAGCAGGGUAUUGGUCUGUCCUCCUUCCUCCUGUCUGUCUGACUUACCUAACUUUGGUCUCGGCUGCUGACACUUGGAAAGGACCAAAUUACUUUAUAGUAUUUCCCCGUUUGUGUAAUAUCCUGAAACCCUGGGAGGUUCUGCAGAAUCGUUCUGUAUAUAGGGCACAGGUGAAGACAUUGUCUAAAGUUUAUUUAUUUAUCUAUUUAUUUACUCUAGGUGAAUAACAACACCAAUGGGGAAAAACUAAAAUGUGUCAGAUGUAAACAAAUCCACUGACCACAUUGCUUGGCCUGCGCGUGGCUCUUGGACCUUGAUUGGAGAGUGCUCGAGACUCUCCCAGAAAAACAUCCAUUUUGAUACAAAGUACACUUUCGUGUUCACCCUUAGAUACAUGUUGAAAGAGCUCUUUGGUACACAGAAGUGAUGUUUGGUCACACUUUGGUGCCAAGGAUUGUAAACGGUGGCCUGUGGAGAGGUCUUCCCGUCCUGUUGGAUCAAUUGUGAAUACAUUCUUUGCUCGUCUGAGUGCUUGUUUACUAAACGUGUUAGUGCUAGACCACAGUGAGCCCCCCGGGGUGUCUGGGGGAGACCAGAACUUGCAACUCUGCCUGCUUGAUCCAUAUUUCUCACAGUGCUGUAUUUAAAAAAAAAUAGGAUUUAAGACGGAUAACCACCUUUACGUUGUGAGUGUGUUUGCCUUGUCUAAUGACAGAUAAUUCCAUAACAUUUCUCUCCACCUUAGUACUUUAGGUUAAUUGUACAUGUCUGUCUGUGCCAUGAGUAAGUGGACUGUAGUCGGACCAAAAUAAAACAAAUGAGCCGUUGGAAUGAAAGCUUCCAGAUCGUUCCAGCAGUCAGUUUCUGGUCCCUAGAUAUAUUUCUAAGCAGUGUAAGUGUCUGAUUGGACCCUGGUGGCCUGAUCAGUCUCCGCCCUUUAGCUGUCCCAGCUCCGUAGGUAGUUUACGAUGCAAAUCUGUCUCAAGAUCUGCACGUCACUGCUGCUUCUGAGAGCAGGAAGAAUUUUCUGCAGCUGUUUCAAAGUUGUGGCCUGUCCUUGAAUCUUCUAUUAAUUACUGUGUGAGCCAGAGGGGGCUGCACCGCAAGGGUGGGCCCUGGCUGGCAAGGGGGACCUUUCUAGACUCCAGCUCUUUUAAUUGAUGUGGCCAUUUGGGCUUGCUACUUGACGGUCCUCACCCUGUGAACCGUCCCACACUUUGAAGCCAAUACGAUUCACAGCACAGUCCACACAAAAACCCUGGCGCAAGACGGGGGAGGUUCCUCUCAUUUGGUGAGCUGGUUGCCGUGGAAACGGAUAACAAAGGUCAGCCUUCCACUUCUGGUAUAAUGGUGGGGCCCCUUUUCUCAGGCUUGACACCUGUCUGAGUGAGAGUGAUGAGGGCCGGAUAAAACCCCUGUCUUGGCUGUUGACUAUGUGGUUCACGUACCAAACCCUGUAGAAGUUAGAAAAUGUUGGUGUUUGUAUGUUCUCGUUUGCUACUACUACACUUUUGACGUUUUGUAAAACUGUUAUUUUUUUUUUCACGAUGUGAAACUGAAGGUCAAUAAAUUAUUAGAGAUUUUCUCUUCA
Molecule: messenger RNA, 4849 nt
Organism: Peromyscus californicus insignis
Lineage: Eukaryota; Metazoa; Chordata; Mammalia; Rodentia; Cricetidae
Gene: Enc1
Product: ectodermal-neural cortex 1
Exons: 3
Coding region: 482-2251 (589 amino acids)
Molecular function (GO): protein binding
Source: RefSeq, a predicted model, not a curated record